AUGCGGCGCUUACUGUUGUACACGAUUUUAAUACUCUCUUUGGAGAACAGAAUAUCUUCGUUUAAGACGUUGGAGAAUUUUAAAGAACAAUAUAAGAAAGUUAAUCAGGACUUUACAACAUCUGACGCGUUGGUUGGACGGGCAAUGGAUUUUAUUUAUUCUAACAAAACUAUAAUGAGUCUAAUUGCUCGCGAGUUGUGGAAUGUUGGAUCUAGAGCCAUUGAUACGAUAGUAGACGUAAAAGGAAAAGAAAAAAAGAAAAGCAAGAAGUAA
Molecule: messenger RNA, 273 nt
Organism: Pieris macdunnoughi
Lineage: Eukaryota; Metazoa; Arthropoda; Insecta; Lepidoptera; Pieridae
Source: the annotation of a GenBank genome assembly